GUGAUGCAGGGAGCGUGCCCUCUCGAUCGUUUAAUCCGCUUUGACGCAAAAUGUCCCUGAACACAACACGGCCGGCCAACAUGGUGAUGCGUUUGAUUUGAAACUCAUCUUGUGUUUUGUUUUUGUAAUGAACCUGCUGUUUUGUGUCUCCUUGUAACGCGGAGCGACAUGGACCCGUCCCGGAGGAGCGAGAGUGACUGGCAGGGGCUGAUCAACGAGUUCGUGAUUUGUAAGAGGAAGCUGGAGAGCAAGAAAGAAGCUCUCCUGAUUCUGUCCAAGGAGCUGGACACCUGCCAGCAGGAGAGGGAUCAGUACCAGCUGAUGGCCAACCAGCUCCGCGAGCGGCACCAAGGACUCAAGAAGAAGUACAGAGAGCUCAUUGAUGGAGAUCUCUCCCUGCCUCCUGAGAAAAGAAAUCAAGUGAAUUUAGCCCAGCUGCUGACAGACUCCAGAGAAAAAGGUCAUCAACUUUCUGAGGAGGUGAAGGAGCUGAAGCAACGACUAGCGGAAGCUCAGGGUGAUAACAAGCUCCUACGAAUGACCAUCACCAAACAGAGGCUGGGAGACGAGGAGGUUGGCGCUCGACACUUUCCUGCACACGAGCGAGAGGAUCUGGUCCAAGAGUUAGAAAGAGCCAGGGAACAGAACGAGGUGCUGGAGCACAGUGUGAAGUCGCUCACAGACGAGCUCCAGGACGUCCGAGCGGAGCGAGACGUGUUCCAGCAGAAGGCCCAUCGCCUCAACGUGGAAAUGAACCACAUCGUGGGAAACGAUGAGAUUCGGUUUCUGGACAUAGAUGCACUCUGCAUGGAGAACAGGUAUUUGCAUGAACGCCUCAAUCAACUUCAGAAGGAGGUCAACUUGCUCAAAACAAAUCUAAUGAAGUACAAGAGUGCCCUGGAGUGCAGGAAAAACUCUGCCAUCAGCGGCAAAGCCAACAGCAGUGCCCUCACGGGGGUGCUCUCGGCAAAACAAGUGAAGGAAUUGCUGCUUUCUGAAGAAAACAGCUGCAGUUUGCCGGUGACGCCUCAGUCCAUCUCAGACCUCAAGUCUCUCGCCACAGCUCUGCUGGAGACGAUCCACGAGAAGAACAUGGUGAUUCAGCACCAGCGGCAAAUCAAUAAGAUUCUUGGAAAUCGAGUAGCAGAGCUGGAGAAGAAAUUGAAAACACUAGAGAUGUCAGGAUUGUGGAGUUUGCCAGGCCUGACUUAUAAUGUGUCUCUGGGGAUUUAUGGAGGAAAAGACACCAUCAUCCUGAGCUCCCAGCAGCCUGAGUCUCUCGAGCCUCCUGGACAGGAACCUGACACAGGGUGUGAAAAUGUACCUGCCGAGCAGCAGAGCUCCCCGGAAGUUCAAAACCAAGACGAUGAAAAACCAGUAGCAUCAGAUUUCCAGGAAGAGGCAUCGCCGCCACCAUCCGGCGAGGAGACGUCCCAACAGAACCCGCCACACGAGUCGGCCGAUGAAGAGCCGGCCAGCACUCAGACAGAAACACAAGACAAUCACACACCGAUCGCGGUGGAUUUAGCUGCUCUGACACAGGAAGAUGAAUUUCUGAUCGAUUCCCCUCCCACCGUGACGGAUGUGAACACACCCCGUCCGUCAGACCCUCACCACGUCCAGCUAACUUUACACGACUCCGUCCCGACAGACGGAGGAGGGGGUGAGUCAGACGAACGCCCCGAGGAGGUUGAAACUGUCGAAACCGAGUGUAUUAUUACUCGGGAAAACACUCACGCUGCCGUGUCCGUCACUGUCGCCACUGCCACUGCCGAAGAGGAGCAGGACGUCGUCGAGCCAAAGCAGCAGACGGAGCUUUCAGAUGAGACCAAUGUUCGGGUCGGUCAGGAAAUCUGACGUCUUCCAGGAGCCGCUCACAGGUCGCAGAGCCACAGGAGAAAACUUUAGACUGAUAAUAUAAUGAUGCUUUCUUUUAUUUUUAUGAAUAACGUGGGGGGGGGGGAUCAGGAAAGUUACCAUGUAGCUGCUAUAGGGUGAACAAACCACGUGUUAUUGUGCUGUUAGUGGCCACUGCAUGAAAUGUCAUGGCAGUCUACUAUCCUGAUAACAUUCCUCUGUUGGUUUUGUGUCCAUGUGUAAAAAGCCGUGUACUGUGUCCAAAUAGUUAUUACGACACUUAUUUAAGAGUCUGCCAGAGUCCUAGCAAUUAAUCAAUACUGGAAAAAUCCUUGAUACAGAUUAUUUGACAAUGUGCUGUUUUACCGCAUUAAUUUUACCACAUGACCGAAGGUGUGUGAGCACUUAGACUUUAUGACCAAAUGGGAUUGUUGAACAUCUCAUGCCAAGAUUGUGGGUAUUAAUAUGCUGCUGUAACAGCCUGAACUCCUCUGGUAGAGACUUCCACAAGAACCCGGCUAAAGAGAUUUGCUCCCGUUCAGCCUGAGAAUUACUGAGGUUGGGCAAUAAUAAUGUGUGAUUCCCAGUUUGAGCCCCAAUUCGGUUGUUGGUUUGAGGUCAGAACUAAAGCCAGUCAAGUUCUUCCACACCAAACGUAUAAAACCAUUUCUUUUUUGGAUUUGGCUUUGUCCCGUUGAAACAGGAAGAAAGAUGUUUUUCCAAAGUGUUGCCACAAAGAUGGAAGCUGUUCAAACUGUAUCAGAGGUGUAGAGUGGAGGGUCGGUGAAGGAGCACUGUGGCUGUAACGCUGUCGGCAUGAGGAUUCAGAUUCGUCUGCAUUUGAUCGUUAAAAUUUCCGUCUGACUGUCGAUCAGGCAGCUCCUGCUCACAACCAGAGGCUAAAUUUAAAAUUCACAGUGAAGGAGAAUGUAAUUUGCGCUGGUUGUCUGCUGUUGACUCUCCAGGUAGACAUUAGUUCAAGUUUUGUUUCACGUGGAAACUAAGUCCAAAAUGAAGAGGGACAGAGUGAGUUCGGUUGAUCAUCAACAGAAAGAGUUGCCGAGUCGCUUGGAAAUGAAACGUUUAUCUUUUCCAAUUUGGUCCACCAUGUAUUAUUGAUCACUAUAUCAACAUCCAACUGUUGUGAACAAAAUUCAAGCCAAGUUAAAUUUUUCUUCAAGUACAACACAAACAUUUCAAGAUGGUCUUACAUUUUCUUAUUCUUAUUAUUUGUAUAUUGUGGGACACUUUUUCCUCCAGACUCAAGAAGCUGCAGUGACUUACCGUCUUUACAGAGAUUGUUUGUUUUAAACCAUGAAAGCACAAUGUCACCCUUUACAUAAAAUGAUGCAUGACAAUAUACUGUUGACUGAUUAAAGGUAACUGCAUUUCCUGUUUUUUAACCAAAUACAAUAUUUGAGUACAAAUAUUUGACCGUUUAAAAAGAUUUUUUCUAAACCGUCAAAAGGUUUUAAAAUAAGGAAAUGCAGUUAUCACAUUUAGACUUUUUUCUCAGCUUACACUGAACAAAACAGACCUUAGUCACUAAUAUAUUCACAGCUCUUAAGUGUGUUACACUCUGGAGCUACAUCUAGAUUACCAGCAAUGUCUCCAUGACUGUGUUUUUGUGGUGAAAGAAAAAUCAUCAACUCCGCAGAUAGAAAUAUAGAAAUUACAUAGAGCCAUGUGAGUAUUCUGUAUGUGUUGAGUAUGUGUGUAUAAGAAGGAUUUAUUUAUGCAAAAUAAAUCAUUUUUGGAGGAA
Molecule: messenger RNA, 3619 nt
Organism: Scophthalmus maximus (turbot)
Lineage: Eukaryota; Metazoa; Chordata; Actinopteri; Pleuronectiformes; Scophthalmidae
Product: coiled-coil domain-containing protein 149-like
Exons: 13
Coding region: 169-1857 (562 amino acids)
Source: RefSeq, a predicted model, not a curated record